GUCCUAUGAUCAAACAUAGAAAGUUGCAGACAGAUGAAGUUCCUCAGUUAGAAGCUGCAGUUAUCUGGAGAAGAUUGAACGGACUGAAGACUUGAGUGCGUACUUCACUUGCAUUAAGUGAAAAGAGGAUCUAUUUGGACAAAACACUUAACCUGAGCUGAAACUGGCAACUGAGCGACAUCAAACAAACACCCAACAAUGCAGCAAGCUGUGCUCCCGACUGGCUGUCACCUGGGCAAGAAGCUGCUGAUCUUGGAUGUGGAUGUUGGGGUGGAUGAUGCCCAGGCGCUGAUGAUGGCUCUGGCAGCUCCCAACGUGCACAUCCUGGCAAUAACCUGCACUCACGGUAACACGGGCAUCGAUAACGUGUGCAAGAACGUGCUGCGUGUGCUGAAACUGUGUAACAGGAUGGAGAUCCCUGUCUACCGUGGAGCAGGCACCUCUCUCCUGGGUGUAAUCCAUCACGACGCCGCUUACCAUGGGAAGGAUGGCAUGGGCGAUGUUCCCGAUCCCGACGCUCCGGGUGUGGAACAUAUAAAGUCCGAACACGCAGUGAAUGCCAUGGCACGGAUAGUUAAUGAGCACCCUGGGCAGGUCACUCUUGUUGCUCUUGGACCCCUGACCAACAUAGCCCUGGUUGCCAAGUUACACCCCACCUUUCCUUCAAAGCUGAAGGGUCUGUACAUCAUGGGUGGAAACAUGGAAGCCAGAGGGAAUGUGAGAGUCUGCGGCGAGUUCAACUUUGUCACAGACCCAGAAGCGGCUUCCAUUGUGCUGAGCCACUUCACUUGUCCCGUGUACAUCGCCACCUUGGAGUACAGCCUCCGCCAUCAUCUGUCCUGGGACUUUUACAAAAAGUGGGUGAAUCAAGACACCCCAAAGGCUCGGUUCAUGAAGAAGAUAUCUGCACAUACUGCGAACUACACCCAGGAAGGCAUAGGUAGCAAUGAGUUGGUGUUUGGAAGUGGCUUUGUGUCCUGUGAUUCGUACGCAAUGUCUGCUGCCAUCGAUGACUCGGUGGUGACAAAGCGCGCCCAGUACGGGGUGAGUGUGGAGUUGCACGGUUCUCUGACCAGAGCCAUGAUGAUCGUGGACACCCUCGACAUCCUGAAGCUCCCACACAAAGUCACCGUCUUCCUGGGAUGUGACAUGGAAAAGUUCAAGCAGCUGAUGAAUAACGCCCUGAAAUAAGAUGCGGUACGUCCCACAUGGAAGAACAUAAAGCCAACAGUGCUUGAGUUACAAUUAUACACAAUGCCAACUAACGCCAAUAAAAUUUAUACUGCAAUAACAGACUAUUGAUACCUUAAAAUUGGGGUAUUCAACGCUACCAAUAACUCAUUAUUAUCUUGUUUAUAAAGGCAUUUAAAGUCAAACUAAACCAGUUAGGAGAUUAACUAUUAAAUCUGUCGUGGAAAUUUGAUCAUCUUUUUUAAGUAUGAAAUAUUUACACUAACCUUUCCCAAGGAAAUUAAAUGGAAGGUAUGGGAAAAUUGAAUGGUGUUUGCCAUUGUUAACUCAUAAGAUCCCUCAACCCCACCUCUGAACCUUAUUCGGAAACCUUCCUUAUUGUGAUAUCUCGAGAGUUGACUGUUCCGAUGCUGUGGUAUCUCAGUGGGACAAGGCAGCAUCUCUGGAGAGAAGGAAUGGGUGACAUUUCGGGUCAAGUACAAGUUAUGUACCAGUUUCCGUCACCCCCUGACUCUCAGUCUGAAGAAUGGUCUCGAUCCGAAACGUCACCCAUUGUUACUCCAGCAUUGUGUGCCUAACUUCAGUGUAAACCAGCAUCUGCAGUUCAUUCCAACACUAUUCUGAUGCCGCACUGGUUUCCAUCCUCAUUUCUUGCCACCGCAAAUUUAACCAAAUCACUGCCAGUGAAGUCUCCCCAUCACUCUCUGCUCAAUAGUCCAUGCCCAACAUAUCCUACUCUCCGCCCACCACCUCCAGGCUUCAAAGUUCUCUACGUCUGUUGCCUCCUCCAGCCCUGUGACCCGUGAAGGCCGUGCGCUUUAGAAGUCUCUUCCUAAGCCUCUUAAACCCCACGCUCUCUUCCCCAGCAGAGAGAUUAAUGGCAUCUUAUAUCCUGUGUGAUUCAGCCUUUAAUAUGAUUCAUAUGAUAAAUCCGGCCUAUGAAUACAUAUCAUUGUUUAUUAAGAUGCCUAAUUGGAUUUGGGUUCAUUUUGUUGUGAUCAGAGAUGUCAAUUUCAAAGACAUGGUUUGCCUUGAUAUUUCAAGCUGUUAACACUCCACAGGAGAACUGACAUGAGAAGAUUUAUUUGAUAUGGUGACAAUAUAACGUCAUAAAAAUAGGCUUUGCUUUUGCUGAAUCUCGUGGGAACCACUGAAUUCAUAUUGUGAUGGCUCAUAAAUACUGUGUGAAUUAAUAGAAAAUAAAGGUUGAAUGGAACUAAA
This is a messenger RNA of Amblyraja radiata (thorny skate), 2412 nucleotides long. Its product is annotated as inosine-uridine preferring nucleoside hydrolase-like. NCBI's taxonomy places the organism in Eukaryota, Metazoa, Chordata, Chondrichthyes, Rajiformes, Rajidae. Gene Ontology annotation, molecular function: hydrolase activity, hydrolyzing N-glycosyl compounds. The record is from RefSeq and is a predicted model, not a curated record. Bases 199 to 1191 code for a protein of 330 amino acids. The transcript has 7 exons.